UGUUGCUUAUAACCGAUAUCACCGUUUUUCUGUGCGACAUGUAUCUAUAAAAUUGUUAUAAACUCUUUGCCGACAACAAGACAAUUGGAAUUGCAGUUUUUAGUACGCGAUAAAGUUGUGUAGUUUACGUAUAAAUUUAUGUGAUGAAUUCAGCAUUGGAUGCACUUGAACUGCAACCUUGAACAUGCAGCAAAAGAAUAUCACGAUAAUUAAAUUCUUUGGCAUUUGACAUUCGUUUUAAGAUUCUUGGUUGAAUUAGUUACUAUUAAUUAACAAUUAUAAGCUACAACGAAUUUGUUUUUUAUUGCUGUAAGAAAAAAUGAUGCAGGAUGAAGACUUGGUUGGUCCAGCAAGACGAAAUGUUGUUAGUCAAGGAAUAAUAAGAAUAUCUCAGAUAUAUCAAAGAUAUCUAGAUUUAUGGACUCCGCAUGUAAUUUCGAGAUGGUUAUUUGCUCUAUUCCUAUUAGCUCUUUUUAUUCUACGUGUAUUUAUCUCGCAAGGAUGGUAUAUCGUUACGUAUGCAUUAGGAAUUUAUCAUCUCAAUUUAUUCAUAGCAUUCCUUACUCCAAAAAUUGAUCCUGCAAUGGAUUUUGAUGAUGGAGAAGGUCCAGAGUUACCUACAAGAUCGAACGAGGAGUUCAGGCCAUUUAUCAGAAGAUUGCCUGAAUUUAAAUUUUGGUAUUCAGUAACAAGGUCUACGGUCGUCGCCAUGAUAUGCACUUUAUUCGAUUGCUUUAAUAUACCAGUAUUUUGGCCGAUACUUGUUAUGUAUUUCAUAACAUUGUUUUGUAUUACAAUGAAGCGACAAAUUAAGCAUAUGAUUAAGUAUAGAUACCUGCCUUUUACUCAUGGCAAACCAAAAUAUCAAAACCACGAAGAUAAUUCGCGGUUGAUAUCGCCAAAAUGAAUAGAAGCAAAGAAUAUACUGUGCUUGUACAGGCACGUAAGCAUAUAGAUUUCAAUUUCUCCCAAUACAACGGGACGAACAUUGAUAAGGAGCGAAAGAAAAACCAAACAAAAAAUUCUUUUUAAAGCUAUUAAAAGGGAAGGACAUUGCCUUGUACGAGAAACGAUUGACUCUGCACAAGGACGUGUAACUCUAAAUUAUACAAUAUACGAUAUUUAAACUGAAUUAUCUUAGUAUAUUUGUAUCAUAAAACUUGUACAAAAUAUUGUUAAUUCUCUCAUUAAAAGGAAGGAUAAAGAAAGACAACAUGGUCACAGUAUCAAUAUCGAGCAGUCACAAUUGUCAAUGUCGAGGAAUGUAAGAAGUUCAUACGUAAUUAAGAAUUUGUUAAUAUUAAAUUUGUUACAAUCA
Linepithema humile (Argentine ant) is the source of this 1318-nucleotide messenger RNA. RefSeq names its product protein RER1. Gene Ontology annotation, cellular component: Golgi membrane. NCBI's taxonomy places the organism in Eukaryota, Metazoa, Arthropoda, Insecta, Hymenoptera, Formicidae. The record is from RefSeq and is a predicted model, not a curated record. Gene Ontology annotation, biological process: protein retention in ER lumen; retrograde vesicle-mediated transport, Golgi to endoplasmic reticulum.